Drosophila elegans is the source of this 927-nucleotide messenger RNA. RefSeq lists its product as uncharacterized. Lineage: Eukaryota; Metazoa; Arthropoda; Insecta; Diptera; Drosophilidae. The transcript has 2 exons. Bases 104 to 439 code for a protein of 111 amino acids. The record is from RefSeq and is a predicted model, not a curated record.
ACCGACGCCGCCUGAUUUUUUAACUUCCUUCUUAAUUAAACCGGCGUGGCAGUCAGACGUGUGUAAUUAUAUUCGUUCCCAUUUGGCAAAGUGGUGAAAAAAAAUGCUGAAAUUUUACAUUUCCCGAUACGGCAGCCACCGCCGCCACGGCGUACCAGCACAAGCGCAUGUGCAAUGGGCCCCGUUAACUUUCGCCAGCGUUCCAGGGAGCACUCACAUCGGCCGGCAGUCCAAAUCUGCCCUGUGGAGCACCCACGCUGCCCAGCGAUCCGGAUCUGCCCUGUGGAGCACCCAGGCUGCCCAGCAAUUCGGAUCCGCCCAAAGGAGCACCCCCGCUGCCCAGCGAUUCGGAUCCGCCCGGAGGAGCACCACCGUUGGCCAGCGAUUCGGAUCCGCCCUGAGGAGCACCCGCCUUUGCCAGCGAACCGCAGUGCCUUAGGGAGCACCCCAAAUUUUGUUAAGUGAUUAGCAGUUGAAACAGGGAGCACCCCAAUUUUGUUCAGUGAUCAGCAAGAGCAGGGAGCACUCUCUCACUUAAUUUAACGAGAAAUUAUCUCGGCCAAAUAAGCCUAUAGGCUAGGAAAAAAAAAUGUCCAAUUAGAUCGGCCCUAACCCAAAUUCAAAUUUAAAAAAAAAACAAUGUAAAAACUACGCUUGGGCUCGAUCUUAACCUCAUUUGUAACCUAAAAAAAAUCCAGCUUGCGAAAAAUGUUCACGUGCAUAUCCGCCAACCAGGCUACACUGGAAAAAAAUUCCUUAACAUGUGCUAACGUAAAUCAAAGAAAAAAAAAUGUAUUAAAAGAAUGCGAUUGAAUAUUGAAGUGACAAUAAUUUUGUUAUGGAAAAAAUUUAAUUUAAUUAAAUAAUUAUAAGAUUUAAAUUAAGUUAUGAUUCAUCUAGUGCGCGGUUAAUUUACGGUUCCUAUCU